GUCUGCUUGCGUAGGUACCACUGCCGUGAUUUGCAGGUGGGCCGUGACAGAUGUCUCCAAGCUUCCAAGCUUCCAGCCUGACUGGAGGACUCCCUGGCAGCCGCAGCAGCACCGGAGCCGCGGCCCGCUGGCAGACGCAUGGCAACUGUUGCUCCAGUGCUGUGCAGCGCAGUGAGUGUCGCCUACGUUGUGUGGGGUGGGAGUUGGGUGGUGGUGAUGGAAUUACGGUGGGAGGAGGGGAGAACGGAGAGGGGAUGAAAAAUAUGGGGGCGGUGCCACCUUGCGGUAAUUAUAAAGGGCGCAACGCCCAAGUCUUCCUCCUUUUGAACUGAAAGCUCUGUCCCGUUGCAGGACGGUCAGGACACGCAGCCAGCCCCUCGACCAUCCUGCCACCAGGUAAAGUUACAGACGCAGCAGCAGCAGCAGCAGCAACAGCAGGCGGCAGUACAUUUUGUGCAUUUUGAUCGUCCUUCCCACGUGAUGCUUUGUUUUCUUUCCUGUGGGACAAGUCAACCUACAGCCAGCUGCAACUAAGAACCGCCCAGAAACGCGCGCUCGACACGGCUGGCACGUGCAUGCGGUCGACUCAGAUCACGCGUGUGACGUUGUGUGCGCGGAAGUGGGGAAGAAAGAGAACUGGAGAGAAAGAGCUGAGAUUAAAAACGGGCGAGAAGUAACCAUGGACGCUACAUGUUAGAAAGCUCUGGAUACGUCCCCCUGAGAUCUUGCUUCUAACGAUCAGACCUCCAGCCGCACCCGGCGAUACAGGAAGCUUGAGCAGAAACUUUCUCUUUCAGUUUUGCUGGCAGUGCUAGUCCUUUGCCAGGAUAGUUUUCGUUUCUCGCCUCUGCCCGAAUUGGAAAGACACUUUCCUGUACUUUUCACGAAUUCUUCGCUUUCCAUUUUUAACGAACUGCUUCAUACCUGAGUUAACCCAGACUUUCAUUGGUUGCUGUUCGUGAACUGCAUUUUAGAGCGAAGAUUUGAUGCUGUGACUUUCGGCGGCAUAGCUGAAUAAACAAAAAUCACUGUAUUUCACCAGAAAAGAAAGAUUGUCUUAUCCAUUUAGAAUGGCUUGCCGUGUGUUACAGGACAUGUGUUUUUUCGUGACGUUUUUGCACCUGGCUCUGUAUUUACCUGGCUGCCUGUCUUCUGUCUUGCGCGCUGGCGACAACGACAACCGAAGCAUCCUGUCCUAUGGAGCCGCCAGAACACGACGGGACAUCAGCAGUGGAGAAGCAACUUACCAGAAAGAGGAGAGCGACGACUUCGAGAAACGCUUGCGGGAUUUCAUAGGCAAGAGAGACAAUUCAGAGACAGACGUGCAGAAGCGACUCAGAGACUUUGUGGGCAAGCGCGACCCAGAAGCUGAUUUCGCAGGAAAGGAAGAUGGCUCCGCAGAAUUUCAGAAGCGUCGGCGAGAUUUCGUGGGGAAGCGAGGCUUCGAACAAAACAUGGAGAAGCGGCCGAGAGAUUUUGUGGGUAAGAGAGACCCUGUUGACGAUGACGCUAGUGACCUUCUGGAGGAAGACGUGGCCGAGAAACGAUUGAGAGACUUUGUGGGCAAACGAGACUCUGAAUUCGCGGCGCAGGUUCUCGGUACGACCAAAGGACAUCGCUAUCUUGGGGGUAAGAGGGAUGCUGAGAUAGACGUGGGCAGCCCCGAACUGUAUCCUGCUGCAGACAAACGCCUCAGAGAUUUCGUGGGAAAGAGGGGUUCUAUUCCCGUUUUCGCUGAUCACUCCAGUCUCUCAUUCGACAAAAGACCGAGAGAAUUCGUCGGUAAACGAUUUGCUGGAGUUGACUACCCAGAGCUCGAGAAACGUCUGCGGGACUUCAUUGGUAAGCGCUUCGCUGAAGAGGAUUUCUCGACUUACGAGAAACGUCUGCGGGACUUCAUUGGUAAACGCUUCGCUGACGAGGAUUUCCCGUCUUACGAUAAACGUCGGCGAGACUUCGUAGGCAAGCGGUUUGCUGACGAAGAUUUUCCGUCUUACGACAAACGACUAAGAGACUUUGUGGGCAAGCGCCUCGCUGACGAGGAUUUUCCGACUUACGAAAAACGAUUGCGGGAUUUUGUGGGCAAACGUCUCGCUGACGAGUUCCCGUCUUACGAGAAACGUCUGAGAGACUUUGUGGGCAAGCGUGAUUCGCAGGACGAAUACAAUUACGAAAAACGAUUGAGGGAUUUCGUUGGCAAGAGGACGGCUGAUUACCCGUAUGUUACAUACGACAAGAGACUGCGGGAUUUUGUGGGCAAACGCUACUCGCCUUACUCUGCUGAAGACUUUGCUGCCUACCCCAAACGUCUGCGGGACUUCGUGGGAAAACGAGCGUUUGCCGAAAGUGACUUUUUUCCGAACGCAGGACGAAUCCCAGAAGAAGGAGAAGAGAGAUCAUCGGACCCAGUGGCUGUUUCCCCGUACGUCAAACGUCUCAGAGACUUCGUGGGCAAACGGAACGUCAACACGGAGGGUGGUUUCCUGGGCGUCAACGGCUGGUGGCCAGAGGAAGCAGCCGACGAAGAGACCCCGACUGUCCUCGACAAACGACGGCGCGACUUCAUCGGCAAACGACGGAUCGGCGGUUACAGGGUUAAAAGGGUGCGGGAAUUCGUCGGCAAGCGAAGUGUGUCGCUACCCGGACCCUUACCUGUGAGCGAUACCACGCGCGUCUUUGGCGUCGAGGCUCCAGAACGCACUUCCGGUGGAGAGCCGAGGCCGUCACCUUCUGCGACCGCGGGCACAGCCGACGAAAGCCGAAAAUAGCCGACAACUAGUCCACCCGGAUGUUGAUCCCUGAGAUGAGGAGCUCUGAGUUGGGUCUUAGCAGUCACGUGCCAUGCCCAGGAAGAGAAGCUUGUAGAAGUCUAUAGCAGUGCAAUCCGUCCCGUGACCAUGGGACUUCACUCUCGUGGCCUCCCGUACACAAGGGUCUUGGAUACCUCACUGCUUUAUGUUCUCAUGUACACAUGCCUUCGGCAAUCUAGCUCAGACAAUAAACCGUGAAACCCAG
Pomacea canaliculata is the source of this 3015-nucleotide messenger RNA. RefSeq names its product protein PRQFV-amide-like. The record is from RefSeq and is a predicted model, not a curated record. Lineage: Eukaryota; Metazoa; Mollusca; Gastropoda; Architaenioglossa; Ampullariidae. Bases 1071 to 2768 code for a protein of 565 amino acids. The transcript has 2 exons.